This is a messenger RNA of Penicillium maclennaniae, 2742 nucleotides long. RefSeq names its product PX domain-containing protein. The coding region runs from base 1 to 2742 and encodes 913 amino acids. Lineage: Eukaryota; Fungi; Ascomycota; Eurotiomycetes; Eurotiales; Aspergillaceae. The transcript is spliced from 5 exons. Gene Ontology annotation, molecular function: phosphatidylinositol binding. The record is from RefSeq and is a predicted model, not a curated record.
AUGGAGGCCACGCGAUCGCCAGAGCCCGCAUUCUCCGGUGGAGCUGGACAUGUGUCGGGACAAGAUGCGACCCCGCCAGGACAGAUCCUGACGGGCAAGCAGGAACAUUAUCUCAAGCGUGAGUUGAUCGGCCGACAAGUUCGCGCUGAAAUCUCCGAGCUGAACUCACCCACGGCGCUACAGCGAUUCGGCGCACCAUUUCGCUCCGACUUUGGUGAGGUCGCGCCCGUUGACUCGGAACUUCCUAUUCUUCGCUACAUCUUCGUGCAUCAUGUUCGCAACUUUCCCUUUCUCGACCAAGCUCAGGAGAAACAGUUCUGGCAGGACAAGCUACAAGUGUUUCUCGAAUCGUUCGCCAAUAAGCAUGUAUCGUCAUCGGAGGAUCGGUUGGAGGAGACAAAGCGUAGGAAGCUGGCACGGAAGUGCGAGAAGCUGGUGGAGCUGAUGAUGGUAUCCGGUGUCCCGACUGCAUCGGGGUACGAGGAGCGUAUCCAGUUCUCUGAAAUGGAGGUCGUCGACCGUGGCGCGAAUGAGAAGGGCUUGCUGGUCAAUAUGCCCGAGGGGAAUGCUCUCAAUGGCUGGGAUGUCAACGUGGCCGCCGUUCGGGUUACAUCCGUGAAGCGCACAGUGCGUUAUCAUCAGCACGCUGAGUUUAUCAUUCGCGUGCGAAGAGACGCCAAGGAUGAUAUCUACGUCGGCAAACGGUAUGGAGAAUUCGUCAGGCUCCACCGGAGGCUGCGUACCGAGUUCCCUGGCAAACACUUGCCCCCUCUGCCUCGCAAGAACAAGUCCUCGACUUCCUCCAGCUGGUUCGGUUCUCAUGACGACGAUGCUUCGUCCGUCUCUUCUCUCUCGACACAAGACGCGAGUAUUUCAGAUGAAAGGACAUCUACCACCACCGGCCUUAACUUGGCACCCGGAACUAUCCAUCGAUCAGUGUCGAAGGCAUCAAUGCGUUCAGCCAGGUCACCGCGUGCGUCUGAUGUUUCCAGAGAGACUGUCCUAUACAGAGAGGAGCAGCGCGUUUCGCUACGCGCAUUCCUUCGAACGCUCCUGCAGAAUAAGAAAUAUGCGGAAUCCAAGUCGGUGGAGGAGUUCCUAACUGCAAAGCCCAUAAAGUUGAACGAGGAAGAAUUGAUCGAUGUUGAGCGACGAAAGGGUAUGGAUGCAAUCCGCAUUGAGGAGCAGAAGCGCUUUUAUGAGAUUGCUAGGCAGCGCGCUGCGGAGCUGGACGUUUACAUGGAGAAGUUCCGUCGAGAUAUCGUGGAGAGCAACGGGUUAACAAAGCUCUUUGCUGAGAUCAAGGAGAAAAAGACUAUUGCAGAGCUGAGCCCACAGUAUCAGAAAUUUGCCGAGUGGUUGCGUAUCGAAGUUGCCGCCACCGUGUACCACGUAUUCCUUGCCGAGGAUAACUCUCCUGAGAUGUUUGCGCAAGCCAAGAGAAUUCAUGGCCUUGUUCCUUAUACCCUGAUGAAGAAUGUGAUUCGCAUUGCCAACCCUGCUGCUGUGAUGACUGGUGUUCUCGAUCUUUUCAUGGCUCAGCCGUUCGGUUCGCGAUCGCUGCUUCAGCGCAUUUUCUCUUUGACUUUGAAUGAGAGCAUCAAGGACUUCCAGAAGUCAAUUACUUCGCUGGUGGCGAAGGUCGAGGACUCGGUCCUGACCGAUAAGCUGAAGAACUACGUGAACGCGGAUGAAAUGGUCAAGAAUGAGAUUCGCGAGGAAGCUGAAGCCGAGGAUGUUGAUAUCAUCGUGGCCAUUCUUCGCUCUGAAAAUGUCUCGCCAGAGCUUGGCCCGGAGCAAAUCGGCAAAGUGUUCAAUGGCUGGGUAGCAUGGAACAAUGCCGUGGACAAUGUGGACCUGGAAAUGCAACAAGGCGCCCAAUGGUUCGCUCACUUGAAGCAGCUCUUGAAGCUCUACACCCGGCAGCGGGACAAGGCCAUGAUGCUUAGCAUUGUUGAGGAGCCCACUACGCUCCAACUAUUCCGCGACCUAUUUACCAUCUUCUACGAGCCGCUCGUCAGGGUCUACAAGUCUGCCAAUGUCUACAAUAGUGUCACCGACUUUGCCAAAUUUGCCGACGACGCGAUCGCCGUCAUCGAAAGCGCCCAGCGCCAGGAUGCUUCUGCAGAUCCCAACCAGACUGUCCAAUCCUUCAUCGACUUAUGCGCUCGUCACCAGGACAACUUCUACAAGUUCGUCCACGAGGUACACCUCCACGACAAUGGACUAUUCGGAUCUCUCAUGUCAUGGAUCGAAGAAAUUCUUGACUUCCUGCGCAAGGGCCCGAGAGGAGGGAAGCUCGACAUGAACGCCCUGUUCCAAGGCGCCGCAGGCGUCGGUCAAAUUGACAGGGACGUCGCAGUCAGCGAAAUAAAUGCACUGGUCAAGUGGCACGAGGAUCGUAAGCGCUGGCAUCUGAAUAAGACUCGCCAGAAGAUGGCCGCCGAGGGCACUGGGAACGAUUCGAUCCCAGGCGCCACGACCUUCAAGGGUAGCGACUUUGGUCUCGACGAGGCUGAUCUGGAAGACCUCACAAUCUCCGACGAGGCCUCCGACUCGGAAGAUGAGGAAUCGGCUGAAGACGAACAAGAUGACCCGAUUGCGUCUGAGCGUCGCCGACGCAUCAAGAAGCAGGAUCAACUGCGUCGCACAGCCGGCGAACCCGUUAAGCCAGAUGUCGCCGAGCUCCUGAAGCUCCAGGAGCCGUUCGUCGUCAUGCUUCGGCAUGUGCUGGCAGACUAG